Colletotrichum phormii is the source of this 1866-nucleotide messenger RNA. Its product is annotated as galactonate dehydratase. Gene Ontology annotation, molecular function: galactonate dehydratase activity. The coding region runs from base 367 to 1518 and encodes 383 amino acids. The record is from RefSeq and is a predicted model, not a curated record. Lineage: Eukaryota; Fungi; Ascomycota; Sordariomycetes; Glomerellales; Glomerellaceae. The transcript has 4 exons. Gene Ontology annotation, biological process: amino acid catabolic process; D-galactonate catabolic process.
CUGUGCCGCGGCCCGUAUGGUGGGUGGAGAUCGUGGAUUUCCCCAUGCAUUCUCCACGAGUCCUCCACGUAUUGACCUUUUGUGCAAGGUUCCGUGGGGGUGCUGGUAGAGUGGGGGACGAACCACCAACGCCAGGCGUGGAGUGCGUACCCGAUGACCCCAAACUUGGAGGUGGAUCGUGUUGUUACACAUGUGCCGCUUCAUGGCGGAGAUUCACGAUGCGGGGAGCAUUGUUAAGAAUGGGAUGAAUGAUCGUAUGUGAUUUACCUCUGCUCGAUUUGUAUCAGGUUCUAUCACGACCAGCUUCUAGUUCACUCAGAACUAUCUUUGAAACGCCGUUGAACCAUUCCCAUUCUCUCAUACAUCAUGGCCAAGAUUGCGUCCGUGCGGUAUUACCGCGUAAAGCCUCGUUGGUUGAUGGUGAAAAUCACUGACGAAAAUGGCGAGUAUGGUUGGGGCGAGGCAACGCUCGAGGGCCACGACCUGGCUGUCGAGGGAUGUCUUGAGGAGAUGAUUCCUAGGAUUGUAGGUCUAGAAGCAGGCAACAUUGAGCAUGUUUGGCAACUCUUUUGGCGACAUGGCUUCUACCGCGGGGGCCCCGUCUUCAUGUCAGCAAUGUCAGGCAUUGACAUUGCGUUGUGGGAUCUGAAGGGCCGUAAUCUGAAAGUCCCAAUUUGUGAGCUGCUGGGCGGCCAGGUUCGCAACAAGGUGCAAGUGUACUGCUGGAUCGGCGGCGACAGACCAUCAGACGUUGAGGCAGCAGCGAAGAAGCGCAUUGCCCAAGGUCUGACAUGCGUGAAGAUGAACGCGACAGAGGACAUGAACUGGGUUGACUCUCCCAGAGUCCUGAAAGACACAGUAGAGCGUCUGAAACAGGUCAAGGCUCUUGGUCUCGACGCUGGUCUCGAUUUCCAUGGCCGCCUGCACAAAGCCAUGGCAAAGCAGCUCGCCAGAGCUCUGGAGCCAUAUGAGCCCCUAUUCAUCGAGGAACCCAUACUUUGCGAGCAUCCAGAAGCCAUCAAGCAGCUCUCAAAUCAAACGACGAUUCCCAUCGCUUUUGGUGAACGUCUUUACACCAGAUGGGAUAUCAAACGCUUCCUUGAGGAUGCCAGCGUCGACAUACUUCAACCGGACAUUGCCCACGCUGGAGGUAUAUCCGAAACGAAGCGCAUCGCUAGUAUGGCCGAAGCCUACGAUGUAGCGAUUGCCCCGCACUGCCCCCUUGGCCCCGUCGCAUUUGCGGCAAGUGUGCAAGUCGCCUUGUCAGCACCAAACUUUUCCAUUCUCGAGAUGAGUUUGGGAAUGCAUUACAACACUGAAGCAGGAGACAUUGAUCUCUUGACCUAUCUAAAGAACCCCGCCGUCUUCGACAUCGAGGGUGGUUAUGUCAAGGCGCCAACUGGCUAUGGUUUGGGUAUUGAUAUUGAUGAGGAGAUGGUCAUCAAGAUUUCAAAAGAGACAGAGCCGUGGCAGUGCAAGGUAUUCCAUGGUCCCGACGGCAGCAUUAGGGAAUGGUGAGGAUACGGCUUGUCGAGUCAUAUUGUGGCAAAAGUGUAGCAGUACGAAUUCUUCAUUACCUUAGUUGCAAGUCGCCCACUGCAUCACUCAAUUCAAUAAGACACAAGCGCAAUGUCCAUGGGAAACUUCUUUGAGAUCACGUACAAGAUCACAAUGGAUGGCUCCAAUUAUGUCAUGCUCUUCUGACACGAGUCUAAUCAGUGUGUGCUAGCUGCCCCGAGUCAAUGUGUUUGGGCCCCAAAGGAAAUGGUCUUCUCCAGGUUGACUUACGACCACAUCACUGUUUCCAUCAACAGAGGAUUGAACAACACCCGCUACCCCCACGCCACAUCACGCCAUAAUUUCUCA